GUAAGGAUGGAGUCAUUCAGCUCCAAGGAUAUGGCCAUGCAGGCCCAGAAGAAGAUCCUCAGCCACAUGGCCAACAAGUCUGUGGUCCAUAUGUUCAUAGACGACACCAGCAGUGAGAUUCUGGACGAGCUCUACCGUGUUUCCAAAGAGUAUUCAGGCAACCGCUCAGAGGCCCAGAAGGUGGUGAAGGACCUGAUCAAGAUAGCAGUGAAGAUUGGCGUGCUGUUCAGACACAACCGUUUCAGCCCAGAGGAGCUGAGUCUGGCCCAGGACUUCAAGAAGAAGCUACAUCAAGGAGCCAUGACAGCCAUCAGCUUCUAUGAGGUGGAGUUCACCUUUGACAAGACAGUAAUGUCGGAGAUCUUGACAGAAUGCAGAGAUCUGUUGUUGAAGCUAGUCGACUCCCACCUCACGCCCAAAUCCCAUGGUCGCAUCAACCACGUAUUCAACCAUUACUCUGAUCCAGAGCUUCUCACCCAGCUGUACAACCCCGAUGGACCCUUUAAACCCAACCUCACCAAAAUCUGCACCGGCCUCAACUGUCUGCUGGAGGAGGGGACAUUAUGAGAGUGUGAGCAAGUCUAUGAUUGUGAGAGAGACACUGGGAGAUCUGCUUGAAGGGGUCUGCUUAGAACUCAAGAGAGGACUGUGUGUAAGGACAGUAAGUGUCCAUGCUCUAAAUGAGAACUGGUGAGAUUUGUGACCCAAGUUUUACUUGAUGUAGUCACUCACUGAUCUGUUAAUUUCCAAAAAGGGUACUGCCCAAAGUGAAAGAAUAUGAGAAUAUGCAGGAUGAUGUAUAGUUAAUGUCUCCUGAUGAAUUGUGUCUCCACGAAUGGAGUUCCUGGAAAGUCAGGAUUAGGUUAAGAUUGUGUCAACCACCUGAUUUUAUACAGUGGAAUUUCCGUCCAAGGUUUCACAUACUCAUUUACCAUUCUAGUUUUUCUGUUGUUUUUUCUCUCUUGCUCGCCAUAUUAUGUACUGUAUAGGGAAAGAUAAACCUCAAGGACUGCACAAUACUGACUGACAGAAUGAAAACAAGGGUUAAAAGCAAGCGGUGAAAUAUAAGAAUAGAGUACUACCAUCUAGUGGUCUAGCUGGCAAUGACUCAGUACUGCAUGUAUCAAAGAAAAUAUAAAAGCUUAUGGAGAAAACAGUGCACAUUAAUUGUGGAGAUACAAGAGAGUAAUUUCAUAAGGCCCAAAGAGAAACUGGAUUGGAAUAUUUAAAAAUAAUUUGGGCCUUAUAAAUCAUAGGAUUGGAAAAAAAUAAAUGCCUGUAAAUUAGUGCCUUUUUUAUUGUCCAUUUGUGAAUAUAUUGACUUCACAUCUUUAGUUAAUGUUAUUAAAUGUACAAUAUGUGCAAUUUAUUAAUACAUUGACAGCAAUGUGUGUACAUACAGUACCAGUAAAAGUUUUGGACACA
Molecule: messenger RNA, 1425 nt
Organism: Oncorhynchus gorbuscha (pink salmon)
Lineage: Eukaryota; Metazoa; Chordata; Actinopteri; Salmoniformes; Salmonidae
Product: tumor necrosis factor alpha-induced protein 8-like protein 2
Biological process (GO): regulation of apoptotic process
Cellular component (GO): cytoplasm
Source: RefSeq, a predicted model, not a curated record